This is a messenger RNA of Neomonachus schauinslandi (Hawaiian monk seal), 1058 nucleotides long. It is a transcript of the gene DIO2, whose product is annotated as iodothyronine deiodinase 2. Gene Ontology annotation, molecular function: thyroxine 5'-deiodinase activity. The record is from RefSeq and is a predicted model, not a curated record. NCBI's taxonomy places the organism in Eukaryota, Metazoa, Chordata, Mammalia, Carnivora, Phocidae.
UGAAUGAAUUGAUGGGCACACUCCAACUGCUGGGCUGGAGAGACUGGACUUGGUCUUACCAUUUCUGCUUCUUUGAAAGAGGAGACAACUUGGGCUUCCUUUUAAUUUAGUUUUUCUCCUUCUCCCCCCACCCCCGGCCUUCCCCUUUAUCUCCCCCACCCCCUCUAUCACCACCCCCCUUUUAAAUAAGAGGGUGAAGGGGAACCAGAGCGCACAAGGGAACUGACUGGGAGGCAGAGAAGAUGGGCAUCCUCAGCGUAGACUUGCUGAUCACACUGCAAAUUCUGCCAGUUUUUUUCUCCAACUGCCUCUUCCUGGCACUCUAUGACUCGGUCAUUCUCCUCAAGCACGUGGUGCUGCUGCUGAGCCGCUCCAAGUCCACUCGCGGGGAGUGGAGGCGCAUGCUGACCUCAGAGGGAAUGCGCUGCAUCUGGAAAAGCUUCCUCCUCGAUGCCUACAAGCAGGUGAAAUUGGGUGAAGAUGCCCCCAAUUCCAGUGUGGUACAUGUCUCCAAUUCUGAAGGAGGUGACAACAGUAGAAAUGGUGCCCAGGUGAAGAUGGUUGAUGGAGCGGAGUGCCACCUUCUUGACUUUGCCAGCCCUGAGCGCCCACUGGUGGUCAACUUUGGCUCAGCCACUUGACCUCCUUUUACCAGCCAGCUGCCAGCCUUCAGCAAACUGGUGGAAGAGUUCUCAUCAGUGGCUGACUUCCUGUUGGUCUACAUUGAUGAGGCUCAUCCUUCAGAUGGUUGGGCAGUGCCUGGUGAUUCUUCUUUGUCUUUUGAAGUGAAGAAGCACAGGAACCAGGAAGACCGAUGUGCAGCAGCCCACCAGCUUCUGGAGCGUUUCUCCUUGCCGCCCCAGUGCCAAGUUGUGGCUGACCGCAUGGACAAUAAUGCCAAUGUAGCUUAUGGGGUAGCCUUUGAACGUGUGUGUAUUGUGCAGAGACAGAAAAUUGCUUAUCUGGGAGGAAAGGGCCCCUUCUGCUACAACCUUCAAGAAGUCCGGCGUUGGCUGGAGAAGAAUUUCAGCAAAAUGAAAUCUAGAUUAGCUGGUUAA